Haliaeetus leucocephalus (bald eagle) is the source of this 1664-nucleotide messenger RNA. RefSeq names its product superkiller viralicidic activity 2-like (S. cerevisiae) (gene SKIC2). NCBI's taxonomy places the organism in Eukaryota, Metazoa, Chordata, Aves, Accipitriformes, Accipitridae. Gene Ontology annotation, cellular component: Ski complex. The annotation marks the transcript as partial. The record is from RefSeq and is a predicted model, not a curated record. The transcript has 15 exons. Gene Ontology annotation, biological process: nuclear-transcribed mRNA catabolic process, 3'-5' exonucleolytic nonsense-mediated decay. Gene Ontology annotation, molecular function: ATP binding; RNA helicase activity; nucleic acid binding.
GUGACUCUGGGGGUCCCGUUGUUGUCACUUGGGGGAAGCGCUACUUCCAGGUGGGGGUGAUCAGUUGGGGGGUGCUGGACGUUUGCCGCCAGCCCCGUGCCCCCGCCUUCGCCCGGGAUUUCCACAUCAAUGUCUUCGAGUGGCCCUUCGUGCCCGACCCCUUCCAGCAGCAGGCUGUGCUGUGCCUGGAGCAGGGCCACUCGCUGCUGGUGGCCGCCCACACCUCGGCCGGCAAAACUGCUGUGGCUGAGUAUGCCAUCGCCCUGGCCCAGCGCCACAUGACCCGGACCAUCUACACCUCCCCCAUCAAGGCACUCUCGAACCAGAAGUUCCGGGAUUUCAAGACGACGUUUGGGGAUGUGGGGCUGCUGACGGGGGACGUGCAGCUGCGCCCUGAGGCCUCCUGCCUCAUCAUGACCACCGAGAUCCUGCGAUCGAUGCUCUACAACGGCUCCGACGUCAUCCGGGAGCUGGAGUGGGUUAUUUUCGAUGAGGUGCAUUACAUCAACGAUGCUGAGGUGAGGUGGUACUACGCGGCCGUGGAGGCCAAGAAGGAACGAACCAGCAAACACGCGCAGACCUUCGGAGCCAAGCAGCCCACCAUGGGGGGCUCCGGCCCCGGGCAGGACCGGGGGGUCUGGCUGGCGUUGCUGGGGCUGCUGCGGGAGCGGGAGCAGUUGCCGGUCGUUGCCUUCACCUUCUCCCGCAGCCGGUGUGAUGAGCACGCCGACACGCUGGGCUCCCUCGACCUGGUCUCCAGCGCCGAGAAGGGCCGGAUCCGGCUCUUCUUCCAGCGCUGCAUCGCCCGUCUGCGCGGCUCCGACCGCCAGCUGCCGCAGGGCCGCCCGACGCGCCUGCAGUCCCAGUUCCGCCUGACCUACUCCAUGAUCCUCAACCUGCUGCGGGCGCAGGCACUGCGUGUCGAGGACAUGAUGCGGCGAAGCUUCUCCGAGUUCCCCCUGCGGCGCGACGCCCCGGCGCAGGAGCGUGCAAGGACCCCCCCCAUGGGGGUGUCCUCAGAGGGGUCCAGCCGCACCUUCACCACGCUGGUGCUGUGCGAGAAGCCCCCUGAGGAGGGGGGGCCGGCGGUGGACCCCCCCAAAGUCCCCGAUGUCCCCUACCCCGAGGACCUGCUGCUCACCAGGCUCUUCGUGCCCGAGGGUGCCUGCGGCCAUGUGCUGGAGAAGCUGCAGCCCGGGGACAUCGGGGGGGUCACGGCCAAGACCCUGCGGGUGAACCCCGAGAGGCUCCUGCAGGAGCUGCGCCCCCGCCAGGGCCCCCGCCCCAGAUUGGAGCCCCCCGGGAUGGAGGUGGGGGUGGCGGUGCAGGAGCUAGCCCGGCUGGCGGGGGGGGCCCCGGGGGGGCUCCCCCUGCUCGACCCGGUGGGGACCCUGCAGCUGCGGGACCCCGAGGCCGUGGAGGCGGCCACCCGUGCCCGGACCCUGGCCGCCUCGCUGGGCUCCUUCCAGUGCGUCCACAGCCCCCGCUUCCCCCAGCAGUAUCCCCAGUUUGCCGCCCGCCAGGAGCUGCUGGAGCAGCUGGAGCAUCUCCAGUUCCUGCUGUCGGACCAGUCGCUGCUGCUGCUGCCCGAGUACCACCAGCGUGUGGCUGAGUCCCCGGCUCGCAGAGUGGGGGGUCCCCCUCAAACCCUUGGUGACCCCUGA